Molecule: messenger RNA, 3928 nt
Organism: Salmo salar (Atlantic salmon)
Lineage: Eukaryota; Metazoa; Chordata; Actinopteri; Salmoniformes; Salmonidae
Product: protein regulator of cytokinesis 1
Biological process (GO): microtubule cytoskeleton organization; mitotic spindle midzone assembly
Cellular component (GO): cytoplasm; spindle; mitotic spindle midzone
Molecular function (GO): microtubule binding
Source: RefSeq, a predicted model, not a curated record
UUUCGGUGAAGAAUUUGAACCGAGUCGCAGAAGCAGCUAGAAACGACCAUCUUUCUGUGCUUUCAGUGUGUUUUAAAGAAACGUAUUUUAGGCAACAAUAUUUUAAUUUUUUUAUUAACCAGUGUUGUCUUUUCGGUGGACCGUGACCAUGAGGAGGAGUGAUAUCCAUGCUGCGGAGUCGGUAGAAUGUCUGAAUCGAGCCCUAAACCGGUUGAAGGACAUCUGGGAGGAAAUAGGAAUCCCAGAGGAUCAGAGAAUACAAAGGACUGAUGUGGUUAGGAAACAUAUCAAAGGCUUGCUGGACAUGAUGAUUGCUGAGGAGGACAGUCUAAGGAAGAGAUUGAUGAGCAGCAUAGAAUCCUGUCGUAAAGAGCUGGAUGUUCUGUGUUCUGAGCUUCAACUAUCCCCAUUUGAGGAGGAUGAGGGGAGGACUAUGCUGCAGCUGGAGAAGGACAUCAGGUCACGCCUGGAGGUAAUGAUGAAACAGAAGAGUCAGAGAGUUAAGGAGCUGAAGACUCUGUCCAAGCAGGACCGGGAGCUGUGUGACAUCAUGUGUUCAGUCCCCUUCUGUAUUGACGUGGACACGGUCCCUUCCCUGGAGCACCUGGACAGCUAUCGCUCUUACCUCAAAGAUCUCACUAAAGAGAAGGAUCGUCGCCAUGGCGAGUUCGUGGGAAUCAAGCGUCAGAUCAUUGUGUGUAUGGAGGAGUUGGACCAGCUGCCAGACACCAGCUUUGAGAGGGACGUGGUGUGUGAGGACGAGGAGGCCUUUUGUCUGUCCAACGACAACAUCGCAGCUCUCCAACUGCUGCUGGGACAGUUGGAGGAUCGUAAGACCGAGAAUGAGUUGGUGUGUAGCUCCUACCGCAGUAAGAUCCAGGAGCUGUGGGAGAGACUGCAGGUCCCCCAGGAGGAGAGGGAAGGCAUGUCGGAUCACAUGGUCCAGUCCAGGAAGAAAAACAUGGACGCUUUAGAAACAGAGUGCCGACGCCUGGAUGAGCUGAAAAUGAAGAACAUGAAGGAUGUGAUAGAAGCCAUCAGGACUGAGGUGGCUCUAUUCUGGGAGAGUUGUUACUACAGUCUGGAACAGAGACGGGCCUUCACGCCUUACUAUGAUGUGGACUACACCGUGGAGCUGCUGAACCUACACGAGGCAGAGCUGCUGAGUCUGAAGAAGCAUUAUGAGGACCACAGGGAGCUGUUUGAAGGGGUUACCAGGUGGCAAGACAGCUGGACUCUGUUCCUACAACUGGAGAAAAAGGUGACCGAUCCUUCUAGAUUCAACAACCGAGGCGGGAACCUACUCAAAGAGGAGAAGCAGAGAGCCGACCUGCAGAAAAGCCUGCCAAAGUUGGAGAAGAGCCUGAAGACCCAGAUAGACCUAUGGGAGGAGGAGCACUACAGAGAGUUCCUGGUUAACGGACAACGGUUUCUCCAGUACGUCGAGGAGCAGUGGGAACUACUGCGUCUGGAGAAGGAGAGAGAGAAGAAUGAGAGGCAACUGAAGAAGAACCAACAGAUUGAACAUGACCUGAUGUAUGGUACUGCUCAACGAACCCCUUCCAAAAGACGCCUCGCAGGGACCCCUACGCCUGGCAAAGCAAGAAAGCUCAAUGCUACUAGCAGUAUCUACGGCUCUACUCCUAACAGCACCUUACGCUCUGCCUUCAGAGGAACCAUGUGUCAGUCUCCGGUCCUCAGACUACCUAUGUCUGCUAGCAAGCUUCCUCUGAGGACCCCGGGUCGUGUUGGACGAACCCCCCGUACGGUGGAGAGGAACAAGGAGAACAUCUCCCACCUGAACGGCAUGGCUCUGAGCGGCGUGUUAAGAAACCCGGCCCGAAGCCCUGCCUCACACCGUAACAUCAGCAUUAACUCUGUCGCCAGCACCUAUUCUGAAUUUUCGGUAAUUUCACCAACCCCAUUUCCUAGGUUAUCACCUAGCCACCAAUCAUCGACCCAGCAACACACAAUCCAAUCAUAGAGAUGAGUGGCGAUUUUUGUCGUCCAGUGAGAGAAUAGCACCAGGUUUUCUAUGCACCAGUCUUACUCUGUAACAGAGUGGUAAUACGGUGAAGUGAAUGCUUAGCAUGCUAUCGUGGACAGCUGGACUAGACUGUUUAUUUUCUCUGUGACCAUAUUUAUUUAACUAGGGCAAGUCGGUUAGGAACAAAUUCUAAAAUUUAGAAUGACGGCCCAAACCCGGAUGACGCUGGGACUUGUAUGGGACUCCCAAUCACGGCUGGUUGUGAUACAGCCUGGAAUCGAACCAGGGUCUGUAGUGACGCCUCUAGCACUGAGAUGUAGUGCCUUUAGACCGCUGAGGGACUCGGGAGACCCCCCUCCACCCCUCCAUCUAACUACAUUUUUUUAUUUUAGAAGGAUUUUGUCAACAUUGAAUCUACCUCCAUUACCGGUUCUGUAUGAAGGAACGCUUUAUUUAAACGCCAUAACAGUGAGGCUAAACACGAGUGCAACUGAGAGCCUGGUUCGGUCGGUUGGCCUAACAAUCUUGACAUUUUUAUUGAAGAUCAAACUAACACUUUGUUGAACUGGACUGUCUGCUGCUGGGGAGGGGUUCUAACAAUUUAAUAGUUUUUAUUAUUUAUAAUCCGCCUCACUUUUUAUAUAUUCAAUCCCCCCCACACCUCCCCAAAUGUGAUCAGUUGAUAGACCAAUAAGAGCGUUCCAAACCUCUCAGCCAAUAACAGCUCGUUUUCAGUAUUCCCCUCCCCACUCAGACCAAUCCCAGACAGUCCCAGCUAAAUUCUUGCUUGUGAAUUUUCCGUUUGAUGAGAAGCCAUUUUUUUUUCUCUUUUUUGACCAUUUUUAAUUGAAAACAAUCACAGUAAGGGACUUAAUUGUUAACUAGAAAUGAUUUUGAUAUUGAGAUAAACGGCUGCAUUAGACAUUUUUAAACCAUUGUCACCCAUCCAUGUUUUUCAAUGUCUUCUAUCCUCUUUAACAUUAACCUACUGGCUUUUUGUUCUACGCUCUCUUUAUGGGAAGUUUUAUUUUAUUUAUCACGUUGGUGCAAUUUUCACAACUCCAAGCACGUUAAGACGGCUCAUGUUUAACUCUACGCACAUUUUCAAACAAUCACUUUGUUCACUGCACUAAAUCACUUUCAGUUUGGAUACAUAUUCAAUCUUAACUAUCUCCUUUUCAAAAUGCACUUUACAUUUUGUUCUUUGUCAUAAUCAAACUGCUCAACUGAUUUACGAAGUGCCUAUUUUAAGUUAACAUUAUAUAGUUAACUGCUGAACACUAAAAGUCCAAUAUUAUUUACCUAAUGUAUCAAUUUGACAAAUUUGUUGGAAGGUAAAACCAUAUCAUAUGUAUGGAUGUGGCUGUAAAUACUACAUCGUCCUCAAUCAGCCAGUGUGCUUCAAUAGGACAAAGUGGACAAUGCUACCGUUUAGAAUUAGUGGACGAUGCUACCGUUUAGAAUUGGUGUACACUGUGCUGGUGAAACACCUGGGUCGGUCAUAAUAUAUCCCACUCAUCUGAAUGUCACUGAAAACAGAUGCAUUUCAAGUAGAGGUUGUGUGAUACUGUAUCAGUUGUCAUGUUGGAAAUGUGAUCUUGUACAGUGUUGCAUGGGGGCAGAAAUGGCGUAACACACAAGGCUGUUUUUUUUUAGUCUCCAACUGCUUUAUUAUACCCCUUUCUGAUGAUUUUUGUCCUACAUCCAGUAUGUACUAUAUAACGACAAUGAAACUAAGACUGAAAUAUUCCUUAACAUGCUCACAAACCUACCAUUGGAUACAAAUGUAUUUAAAAAAUAAUUGAGUGUCAAGUUCUAGUCAAAUACUGUAUGGGGGAAAAAAAAUAUACCAUCUAUUUUUCAGAAUGUCAAAAUAACAUUUUUUUGAAAUGUGUAUCUUGUAUUUUGUUUGCUAUUGGAUUAAAUGGUAGUUAAAAAUGA